UUAGUAAAACAAGACCCACUAAAGAAGCCUCCCUUGCCAGGUCAGCCUUCCACUGUAAAAUCAAACUUUUCCAGGCCAUUGGCACACAGUGAACUGGGUGAAGAAGAUGGACUCCAGAAACUAUAUCCUCACACUCCAUAUUCUUCAAACACCUUCCCUUCUACAUCACCAAAACCCUCAAUGAGGAGCAUUACUUCAGGAUCCAGUACUUUGCCUGCUACAGAUUUCUCAUUUGCUGGAGGGUCGCAAAUACCAGGAGGGCUAUCAAACCCACCUUUUAAGCCAGUCUACAAGUCACCUUCUGAAGGCAAUACCAGACCACCAGCUCCAAACCCUAAUUCACAACAAAAUGAUGUUAUUUCUUUGGAACAGUGGUAUUUGGGCAGUAUGUCAAGAAAGGACGCAGAGAUUUCUCUCAGAUCAAUAAAUCAGGAUGGUACAUUUCUAGUACGAAACUGCUCACAGACAUCAGUUUCACAGCCAUAUGUUCUUAUGGUACUAUAUAGAAAUAAAGUCUACAACGUGCGAAUUCGCUAUAACCAAGAAAGCCAAGUAUACCUUCUAGGAUCAGGAGUACAUGAGACUUUUAACUCAGUGCCUGAAAUCAUCGACUUCUUCCGCAACACUCCGCUUCUUCUUAUUGAUGGGAAAGAUCGAGGCUCAAGACAACAUUGCAAACUUACAUUCAUAGCUUCAAGAUGUUUUCAUUAGAAUUACCCUGCUAACAUAUUUUUUCAAAAAAU
This is a messenger RNA of Nanorana parkeri, 743 nucleotides long. Its product is annotated as lymphocyte cytosolic protein 2-like. The record is from RefSeq and is a predicted model, not a curated record. Gene Ontology annotation, biological process: intracellular signal transduction; cell surface receptor protein tyrosine kinase signaling pathway. The transcript is spliced from 9 exons. Bases 181 to 711 code for a protein of 176 amino acids. Lineage: Eukaryota; Metazoa; Chordata; Amphibia; Anura; Dicroglossidae.